AUGCGACGCCACACUCCCGGCCUUCUCGCCGCCAAGCUCCUACGCGCCUCGUCGCUUCUCAGACCCCCGUCCGUUCUCGCCGCCCGCGCGUACUUGUUCCACCAUGCGCCGGACAACGCCCACCGCCUACUCGACGAAACGCCGCACGGGAGGGCGGCCUCCAUCGUACGUGCCCUCAGGUCCGCCGCCUCCUCCUCCUCCGGUGACACGGACUGCAUCGCGUGCCUCCACUGCGCGUCCAUCAAGUCGGGCGCCGUGCUGGACCCGCCCGUGCGCACGUCCCUGCUCGCGACGUACGCCAGGGCCGGGCGCGGCGCUGGAGCGGGAGCGGGCGCCGCCUUGGCGCUCUUCCGCGAGGCCGUCGCGCCCGACGUGAUCCUGUGGAACGCGGCCAUCGGCGCCCUGACGACGAGCUGCUGGUACGACGACGCCGCGGCUCUGUUCCGGCGGAUGGCGCGCGAGCUCGGGGAGUUUGAUUCGACGACCGUGGUCGUCAUGCUGUCAGGGGCGUCCCGCGCUGGUAACCUUCGGCGUGGAAUGGAGCUUCAUGGCAUGGCGGCCAAGAGGUGCCUCGACGCUCAUUCUUUCAGCGUGUGGAACGCUCUCAUUGACAUGUAUGCAAAGUGUGGUGAUUUUGACUCCGCAGAGGUUGUGUUCCAGAGCAUGCCGUGCAGGGACACCACCUCAUGGAACUCUGUCAUAAGUGGAAGCAUUUUUAAUGGUUUUGCUGAGGUUUCAGCGUGGUACUUCAGGGAAAUGAGCUGCUCCAUCUUCCAGCCAGAUGAGUCUGUGCAUAGCUGUGCGGUCAAACUCGGUUAUGAGACUGCAUCUUGCUCGGUAGUGAAUUCUCUCAUGACGUUCUACUCUGAGUUUCGAAUGUCAGAGGCUGCGGAGAAGGUAUUUGCCAGCACUUUGAACAGGAACUUGGUAUCAUGGAAUGCAAUGAUCAGGGGGCUAGUCCAGAAUGAAAGAGUAACUGAAGCCCUUGCUGUUUUGAGGGAAAUGAGAUUGGAGAACCAGCCAGAUGUUGCCACUUUGGUGACCAUAAUUUCAGGUUGUGGUGAUCAAGGCCUACUUUCUGAAGGGAAAGCACUCCAUGGAUACAUAAUCAGAAUAGGACUUCUUCAUGAGGAGUCUUCUGUAGGAAAUAGCUUACUUGAUCUGUAUCUGAAAUGCAAUGAACCAUCUAAUGCGAGCCUGCUGUUUAGGACAAUGCCAAGAAGGGACUUGAUAUCGUGGAACACAAUGAUUUCUGGUUACUCAAGAAAUGAUCUGCUGCGAGAAGAGGCUCAGUUAAUGUUCAAAGAAUUACUUUCUGAAGGUUUAUCGUGCAGCUUGACCACUAUGCUAGCUGUCAUACCUUCAUGCUCUAAUCCAGAAGAACUUAGCUUUGGCCAAGCACUUCACUCUUUCAUCCUGAAGUGUGGAUUUACAUGUAGUGGAGUUUCAGCUGUUAAUGCUUUGAUGCACAUGUAUAUGAGCUGUGGUGAUCCACUGGCCGCCUUUUCGCUGAUAGAAAGAUUAAUACCUGUCACAGAUAUCGUUUCAUGGAAUACGAUCAUAGUUGGCUGUCUACAAAAUGGACUCGACAAAGAUGCAUUGGAAGCCUUCCAGUUCAUGUAUUGUUCUUUGGCCAUAAAACCUGAUAGUGUUACAUUAGUUAGUGUCUUAUCAGCUUGUGGAAAUCUUAAUCUGCUAGCACAAGGGAAAUCCAUCCACUGCAUGAUCCUGAAGCACUUGCUUGCUUCCAAUUUGAGGGUGAAAAAAUCAUUAUUGACCAUGUAUUUCCGCUUUGGAGAUACUAGAAGUGCUGAGUUAGUCUUCUAUAGCAUGGGAGACACAAAUUUGUGCUCCUGGAAUUGUAUGAUCUCUGGUUUCGCACAGAAUAACAAAGGCUGGAGAGCAUUACAGUUCUAUCAGAAGAUGGAGGAUUCUGCACCUAAUGAAAUAACUGUAGUCGGUAUCAUCUGUGCUUGCACACAGCUUGGUGACUAUAGACAAGGAAAGAGCAUACACGGGCAUGUGGUCAGGUCUGGUCUGCACAAUAAUGUUUUUAUUUCAGCGUCACUUGUUGAUAUGUAUUGCAAGUGCGGGAGACUGGACAUUGCUGUCAGAGUAUUUGAAGCUUCUGCCGAAAAAUCAAUUGCUGGGUGGAACUCCAUGAUAUCAGCUUUCGGAUUCCAUGGCCAUGGGUUGAAAUCCAUAGAACUUUUCUGGAAGAUGAAUGAUUCUGGAAUGAAAGCCACGAAAAGCACCUUUAUUGCUCUAUUGUCAGCUUGCAGUCACUCUGGACUUGUUGGUGAAGGAUGGAAGUAUUAUCGCCUUAUGUCAGAAAAGUUUGGGAUCAUACCAGCCCCAGAACAUCAUGUUUGCAUUGUAGACAUGCUUGGGCGGGCUGGUCGGCUGGAGGAAGCACACAAAUUUGUGGAGAGCUUGCCGUCUCAACAAGCACGCGGAGUUUGGGGUGCACUGUUAAAUGCUUGCAGUAGCAGGAGUGAACUCAAGAUGGGCGAAUCCAUCGCCAAGCAUCUGCUCCAUUUGGAGCCUGGAAAUAGCGGUUAUUAUGUAACUGUAUCAAACCUUUAUGCAUACAGAGACAUGUGGAGUGGUGCAGUCCAAGUUAGGAGUGUUUUGCAGGAUAAAGGGUUGGUGAAGCCCCAUGGUCAUAGAAUUGUUGGUUAA
Molecule: messenger RNA, 2682 nt
Organism: Miscanthus lutarioriparius
Lineage: Eukaryota; Viridiplantae; Streptophyta; Magnoliopsida; Poales; Poaceae
Source: the annotation of a GenBank genome assembly